GCCUCCAACAAAUGAACAUGCUCUCAACGCGCACAGCAUCUACUCAAUAUCCUGCACUGACAAUCCCAACAGACAACUGAACACUUACAGACUCUCUCUUGACAAAUGCUGUAAUCAGAUUUGCGAGGAUUCGAGGCAAACAGCCCAGAGCCGUAUGGCAAGCGCUCUAAUGGGUUCAUCGGCAUUCGUUUGGUGGCUGUGUACGAGAGCUCGUGUCGUCGUGCUAGAACGGAUUAACGCGCUACGUGCUGUGAAUUGGUUCAACAAACUAAUACAAACACACGAACCGACACACACACACAAACGAGCGACAAAGAGCCACAGCCACAGAAGACGAGACGGGUUGUGAAAGUGAAUUGGACCUUUGAAAACUUGAAAGAGGAGGCGCACGAGCGAAUGUGAAAAGUGAAAUUAAUUUUUGUUUGCAACUUUGUUGAAGUCGAAAUUCGUAAUCUGAACGCAGCGGCUGGCGGUGGCGACGUUAAUGGUGCCGGAUGGACGGUCGUUAGAGCGUGCACGAAACAAAAAAUAUCAGCCACAACAACGUGUAAAAGUCAUAACGAACGUUAUAAAAUGAAAAGUACGAGUAUGUUAACGAGAGUCGACAGUGAACCAACUUCGAACGAAAUAAUUCACUAGAAUAUCACCAGCAGCUGCAAUACCAAAAACAUUGGAACGACGAGCAAAAAUGCAACAACAACAAGCACACUUCAACGCGCUCCUCCCAUGACAUAUGUACAAUAAGCUAACGAGUUAUAUAUAUAGAACAAAUACAACAACAUCGUUCAUCACGGCCAGCAACGGGAUAUCAUCACGUAUGACCGCCAACUCAACCAUAUCAUAGCGCAGCACAACAACAAAAAGCCGAUAAUGUGGUGUAAAACAAAAGGAAGCAGCAGUCGAGGCAAACGAAAAGCACUUGAAAGGAGUAGCAGCAGCGACAGCGGCAGUGGGAGUGGGAGUGUCGCGAAAAGCCAUCGAUGGACAGACUGCUGCACGUUGCUACUUUUGGUCAUACUCACAUUGACGCACAUUCCCAGCGCGAGAUGUAAGCGAAAAGAAAUGGCUGCCGGUCGUUUGGAGAAUGUCACACAAACUAUUUCAAAAAUCCUCCAAGGUUACGACAUACGACUGCGUCCGAAUUUCGGAGGUGAGCCAUUGCACGUGGGUAUGGACCUCACAAUAGCCAGCUUUGAUGCCAUAUCAGAAGUAAACAUGGACUACACCAUCACCAUGUAUUUGAACCAGUACUGGCGCGAUGAGCGACUAGCCUUCAACGCUUACGGACCAUACUAUGACGACGAUGCGGACGAUGAUGGCGUCAAUGAUGUGCUGACGCUCUCUGGCGAUUUCGCAGAGAAAAUUUGGGUACCCGACACAUUUUUUGCGAACGAUAAAAAUAGUUUCUUACAUGACGUCACCGAGCGCAACAAACUGGUGCGUUUAGGUGGCGAUGGCGCUGUCACCUAUGGCAUGCGCUUCACAACAACACUCGCCUGCAUGAUGGAUUUGCACUAUUAUCCGUUGGAUUCGCAAAAUUGUACAGUGGAAAUUGAGAGUUAUGGUUACACUGUCAGCGAUGUGGUGAUGUAUUGGAAGCCCACACCCGUACGCGGUGUCAUGGAUGCCGAAUUGCCACAGUUCACAAUAAUCGGUUACGGUACAAAUGAUCGUAAAGAGCGUUUAGCCACUGGUAUAUAUCAACGGUUAUCGCUCUCUUUCAAAUUGCAACGGAAUAUUGGUUAUUUUGUAUUUCAAACAUAUCUGCCAAGCAUAUUGAUUGUGAUGCUUUCGUGGGUGUCUUUCUGGAUUAACCACGAGGCGACGAGUGCGCGCGUCGCAUUAGGCAUAACCACCGUGCUCACUAUGACUACAAUAAGCACCGGUGUGCGUAGUUCCUUGCCAAGGAUAUCUUAUGUCAAAGCCAUUGACAUUUAUUUGGUUAUGUGUUUCGUGUUCGUUUUCGCUGCCCUGCUUGAGUACGCAGCUGUCAAUUACACGUAUUGGGGCAAGCGCGCUAAGAAAAAAGUGAAAAAGUCCAAAGAUGGUGAAGGCAGAAAAACAGGCAAGUGCGAUAAAUCCGAAACGUGUUCAACAGCCGAUGACAUCAUCGAAUUGCAGGAUGUGCGCAUGAGUCCUAUACCCUCAUUGCGUAAAGGCAACUACAAUAGCACGCUCGGCUCCAUAGGCACCGAAACUGUGGACCUGGCAAAGUUUCCACCGAGCUUUAGAAUUACGCGCAAUUAUGGCACAAAUCGUACACAUUUGCGUUAUAGAGGUCAAAAAGGCAAACCACGCGUGCUGCAUGCGCUGAAACGAGGCGCUUCGGCCCUCAAAGCAACUAUACCGAAAAUUAAAGAUGUUAACAUUAUCGACAAAUAUUCACGCAUGGUGUUCCCAGUUAGCUUUUUAGCCUUCAAUCUGGGCUACUGGCUAUUCUACAUUCUGGAAUGAUAGCACCUGCUGACACUUCACGCCAAAUAGGAAGAACCCUAGUUAGUGUGCAGUGUACAAGUUAAAUAAGACACCUGAAAAUUCGAAAUCUACCACUUAACCAAAAGCCAUGGCCCAAGAAAAUGCAAAUCAAACUGCGCAAAGAAACCCAAUGUGAGAAAAUCCAAACAAAAUUAUGUAAAAGUAAAUGGAAUCAAAGAAAUGUCACCAAAAACAAACCAAAUGUGUCCUCAAAUGAAUAAAAAUGAAUACAAUUGUGUAGAUUAGCGCCUGCUAACUGCUAUCUAAAGCAAAUUAGAGAAACAACACCUACCUAAAUUGUCAAAAGGAGCCCUUUAAAAAUAAAAAGUAAAUAAAAAAAUAACAAAAAAAUUAAAAAUAUCAGAAAAUGCACGAUUUCAUUGCCACUUCGAUGGAUGUGUUUGUGAAUCUUAUAAAAGUUCAAAAAACCACUAACGUAGUCAAUGAAAAGUUGGAAUUUAGUACUUAGUAAAACCCCUAGCUAUAACAAAAUAAAAAAUUACUUACGAACAUACCUACAAUACAAAUUCUUACCAUCGUUUAGUUUAAGUUACCAAUGAAUUAGGAAGUUCAAUUGAAUGAAUGAAUGUCUUAAGAACACACAAAGUCAAGAAGCUUGAAACAGGGGCCGAAAGUAAUGCUUUUGAUAUUUUAGAUUUCUUUCAAAUUGAUUCACCAUGUUGAUUUUAGAAUCUUUACUUUAUUUACAAGAUUGUUGAUUGGUUACGUAAAAAAACGCAAAAACUCCAAAUAUUGUACAAUGCAGAACGAAAAAUCAAAAUUUAUUCGAAACAAACUAAGAACACUAAUUAAUAUUCCACACGGUAUUGAAAACAAAAUCUGCCAUAUUUAAUUCGAAUAACAAUUACUAAAUACAAAAAUACAUAUUUAGGAUAACAACAGUCAAAAUACGUUUAAAAGCCGAAUAAUUUAAGAACUAAUAUGUAUGUAAAAAAAAUAUGUAUAAUAUGUUUCUUUUCAUAACGGUUCCUAGUUUAGAGCAUAUAACCAAUUGGAAAAAAUAUUAAAAACUUUUAAUAUAUAACUCAUAUCCUAGGUGGCAACCCCGAAAUCAAAAUUUUUGUUAGCUAGUAAUUAGUAUAAGCGUACAGUUACAGUAGUUACAUAUGGUUAGGAGACAGUUUUGGAAAUGGCAAAAUAAAACAACCUAAUUUUUAAACCACAAAGAUGAAAAAUAAAUUAGUAUUUGAAAUUUGAGAUGAAUAAACGUGCAUAUGAUAUUUUA
Bactrocera oleae (olive fruit fly) is the source of this 3721-nucleotide messenger RNA. RefSeq names its product Ligand-gated chloride channel homolog 3 (gene Lcch3). The record is from RefSeq and is a predicted model, not a curated record. Gene Ontology annotation, molecular function: chloride channel activity; extracellular ligand-gated monoatomic ion channel activity; neurotransmitter receptor activity. Gene Ontology annotation, biological process: chemical synaptic transmission; chloride transmembrane transport; regulation of membrane potential. NCBI's taxonomy places the organism in Eukaryota, Metazoa, Arthropoda, Insecta, Diptera, Tephritidae. Gene Ontology annotation, cellular component: plasma membrane; synapse; neuron projection.